AUGGGAGCAGCCAGGGUGGAAGCAGUCAAGGUGGACUUCUCCAAAAUGGGCGCCUCCCCAGUGGACACCUGCGCUUUUAAAAAAUGGCGUUUUAUCAGAAGAAGGAGAAAAGGGAAAGGAAAACACAGGGGCUUCGCACCCCUGCGGAGGUGGACCCUCCUUCACGGGAGAGAUCGCACCAGAGAGACAACCGCUUCGACAGAAAGGUCCAAAGGGGACACACCAAAAAGUGCAGCUGUCACCCCAUACUGUAAGGAAGGAAUAAAACGAAAGGGUAAGAAAACCCUCGUUUUGAGAAAGACACAGAGGCGAAGCAGCAUAUGUGCCGAGGAAACCAAAAGGAGUGGAGGCAAAGAAAACCUUUUUUGGAAAAACAAAAUAAACCAUUCAAAGCUGAUCCUGAUGUUAGCAAAAUACGUGCACUCCUGGGACACAUCGAGGAAGAGUUCCAACGAGGCAAAUUUUUACAGCGAUUCGACAUGCGCGUCGUCAAAAAAAAAUGGGAACAUUUGGAAGGACAAAGGGGAGAAAGAACACCUUUACUCUCAGAGAGCUACCAAAAAAUGGAAACCCAAUUGGAUGUACGAAAAGGAAAGGGACUUACAUCUCAUCAAUCAUUUAACCUGCAACGCGAGUGUGGAGGUUCACUCGCUAUUUACCUUCUUCUGCACCAAAUUAAAAAUCAAAGAUAAGGCCUAUUUCGACAAAAGAAAUAUGCUAAAUAAAAUCUCCUCUAGGGAGAAAAGCUCGGGGAUUCAGAAGCACGGCAGCAAGAACUAUUCUACGAAGCUAAAUAAUCAGUACAUCCCAAAAAAUAAGGUAAAAAUUUUGAACGACAUUAAGGGCAAACCUAGCAAAGCUCCUCCCCCUUACAAAGCGCAAAGCACGCAGGCCAACAACGAUGAACAGGCGUUGGCGGAAAAAGGGCAGGUGCUCGAGGGGGCAAAUGAACAGCACCACGUUGCGGACACGAAUAACAGCAAUAGUAGUGAUAACGCUACGAAGGCUUUUGAGGGCGAGGGGGGAAAAGGAACCACCCAUGGGGAUGACCAGUCAGAAUUCAAUGAAGAGCAAUUUGCAGACGAAUUAGAAUUAGACGAUUUUGACAGCGACGGAAAUAAAAAGGAAAAGACCUACUACACAGAUAGGUGCAUGCUAGAUAAGAGUGUCAAACGGGUUUCCAUCCUGGACAAGCUAAAUAUAGGACUGGAGGAUAAGAAAAAUGCUAAGGACAAUUCCCAAGGAGUGAAGAAGGAGGUGAUGGAUUGCAAAAAUGGGAAGGUAGCCGCGCAUUCGUAUGCAAGUAAAGCGGAGCCAAUGCAGAAUCAGUUUGCCAAUAGGGAAAAGGAGCGCCCGCACGUUGGUGUAGCCGAGGGCGGGGGAGGGAUCGCCCAUUUGAAGGAAGCCCUCGAUGCGGCCUGCGCAAAGGGCAGCGGUGACAGCGGUAUCAGCGGCAACGGCAUCAGCGGCAACGGCAAUGGCAAGGCGGGGGCAUACCCGAUAGAAAAUUACAAAAUGCACCCCCCGAGGAAGGGGUCCAUCAAGAGCCACCCCGCGGAGGAAGUCGCCAUGGACGCCCAGCCGAGGCGGCGGAGCGGCCCCCCGGAGAAUGGGCAAACGGGGUAUGCGAAUAGCGGCCAGGUGGGGUGUGCGAAUAAUGGCCAAGCGGGGUACUUCAAUAACGGUCAAAUGGGGUAUGCCAAUAACGGCCAAGCGGGGUACUUCAUGAACGGUCAAAUGGGGUAUGCCAAUAACGGCCAAGUUCCGUACGGCUUGGACAACCAGAUGGGGUAUAACCCGUAUGGUCCCCCCAGCUAUCAAAUGAAUUACGCAGCCAAUUUUCCGGUGAGCGAGUCGGCUAACUGUCUGAUGAAUGGACCGGCCAAUUUCCCGGUGAGCAACGAGAUGGGGGGUUAUCCCAACUAUGGAAGCCACCCCAACUACGGGAAUUACCCCAACGACGGGAGCCACCCCAAUUAUGCCAACUUUGCGAGCUACCCCCAGUGGGCGAACUACCAAACGUACGGCAACGCGGGCGGGGGCCCAGCCGAGGGGGGAGCCAGGCCAAGCGAAAAGAACAUUAACGAGACGAACCUAGUGGCGUAUACUAACCAGAGGAAGGUGAAGUACGACGAGGACUUCACCCUCAACUAUAUUCUUCGUAAAUGCGAAGACGACGAUCAGUUCUUCUGCAGCAACGAUGGGGAUAGUGCAGACAACGGGGCGGGGAACAAAAACGAGUUGAAGAAAUACACAGAAGGAAUGAAUAAGCUAGUGGAGCAAAUGUAUUUUUAUGAUAACCUUUACGACGAAUUAAAAAUAUGUGAAGAGGGAAGAGAAGACUCGAACGUCACUCACACCAUCAUAGAUACCUCCUUAAAUUUAAAUGUGAUGGAUGAGGAUGCGGAAGUGCAGAAAGGGGGCAAAGACAACCAGGAGCUGAUUUCCCAGAUGGAGCUAAAAAUUAAUGAGCUGGAAAAAAAUAUCGAAGAGUUAAAGAAGCAAAAGCAAGUGAAUGAACAGGGAGGGAGUAGCCAAGGGGGGGGAACCGCGGAAGGGGAGAAGAAGAAGGGGAAGCGCGCGAAGGGGGACACAGCCGAGGGGGGCAAGAAGUCCAAGAGCAGCGCAGUCAUACACAAGCUGAAAAGGGAAAUCGAGAGGAUAAAGAGGGAAAACAUGAGGAAGAAAAAAAAGGCCAAACGUAGGCGCAACGGGAAGGGCGGCGCGCCAGAGGAGGAAGCGGCGCCAAAAGGGGGGCAACUCGAAAAGGGGAAAGCGGAUAACGGCAAAGGGGAGAGCGGCAAAGGGGAUGACUGCAAAGGGGAGAGCGGCAAAGGGGACGCCGCCAACCAGGACCACUGCGAAGGGGACAACUUCAACCUGGACCAGCUCAUCAACACAAACCAACUGAACACCUUCAAAAACGAAAUUCUCAACAACGUGUAUUACUACAUAUACGAAUCGUACGACCAAAAGGACUUUGACGUUUUGGAGAGCCUGGCGAAGAAGCACGAAACGAAAGGCAGGAAAAUAACCUACGACGUGAAUUUGCCAAAACACAGCUUCAAGCACAAAAGGACCUCAAGCGCCUGGUUUUUAAACCCCCUAUAUGAAAACUACAUGCUUGAGAAGGAAAAAAAAAAAAAAAAAACGAAAAGGGAUGAUUUGUCCGGCUCAACAUACGACAAGGUGGAAUUUCUCUUCCAAGAAUAUGAACAAGAAAAUGUGGUAAAAUUAAAGGAAGAAAAUAAAAGUGGACCCAUGUCCGAAAUCAGGGAUAGCGAUUUUUCUUAUGAAAGUUUCAUAAGUGAGAAAAAAAAAAAAAUAAAAAAAGACAAAAUUGAGCUGAUCAAAAUGAAGAAUGAGAUCAUCCGCAAAAGGGGGAAAACGGUUACCUUGGAGAGGAGAGAGGCGCAGGGGAUGGACAACCCCGCAAUGGAAUCGUUGGCAGGGGAAGUUAAGGAGGGGCAUGAUACAAAAGAGAAACGGAGUCGGGACCAUCCCCAGAAAGGUACUCAACAGGGGGAGGGAAAACCCACACAAAACGACGUGGUGAACGACCUGUUCGUGGCGAUAAAUAAUUACGUUCCAGAUAAGUCCCUAUUUGACAUUUUCAAUUUUGGCUCGGACGAUGAGGGAGUGAUAAACCAAGAGAGAGUUGCUCCAAAAAGGGAAGCAGUGAGGGAAGUGCCGCCCGAAGGGGGAGGUGCCCCAAAAGGCGGACACUCUGAAAGGGAAGACGUAGACACCGAAAUUGAGAAGAAACGGAAAGAGAAGGAACUGCUCGAACUGGAAAUAGAAAACGCUCGCAAGAAAAAGGAGUUGGAAGAGUUAGAGCUGCAGAUGCUGGAGAGGAGGAAAAUGGCCCUGCUGGCCGAUGCGUCGGACGGGGGCGCCAGGGCAGAGGUGGGAGAAGUGGAAGAGGUGGGAGAAGUGGCAGAGGUGGAAGAGGUGGGAGAAGUGGAAGAGGUGGAAGAGGUGGAAGAAGUGGCAGAAGUGGAAGAGGUGGAAGAGGUUGCAGAAGUGGCAGAUGUGGAAGAGGUAGCAGAGGAAAGCGCCCGAGUCGAAGUGGAGGUGAAGAAGGGCGCCAGCGGAGAAGGAACCAAAAGUGAGGGGGCGCAGAAGGGAGCACAGCGCGCGGCCAACGAAGGGAGCGCGGCGAACCAGGGCACAACGCGGAGGAAGGGUGGCCAGAACGCAGAAAAGGAAAGAGACGAACGGGGAGAAGCGGGCCAAAGAGGAGAAGCAUGCGAAGGGGGCAGGAAGAAGGAACCGGCGCCCCGGCAGGACAGCGAAAUUAACGACUGCCUCAAUGACUACUUAAAGAAACAGAAGAAGAAGGAAAAAAAAAAAAACAACUGGGCAUUGUAUGGAAGGCCCAAGGUGGAAAGGGAAAGAAACACCAUCCUCAGAAGGCUAUCAACCUCCAAGAGUGACAGCGGCUUUAACGAGUAUGCCUAUUUCGCGGAGCGCUUUUUCGAAGCAGUCACUGGUUAUCGGAGUGACCCCGAUGGGUACGAGUGCAGUGAGGGGGGAAGUGGGGAGGAUAGGAAAGCUGCGGAAAGACAACGGGGAGGGUCUGGCGAAGGCUCCCCAAAUGGACAAGGACCUUUUCCAAAAGAACACACCAAAACCAUCCUUCACAUAAAUGAAAAGAUGAAGAAGAACGUAGACCAAAGUGAUGCCUUUCUCAAAUGGGGGAGACCAAAAUACAAAAAGAAAAGCAUCUACCAGAGGUGUAAAUCUACUACGCACAAUACCAUUUUAAAAAAAAAUAGCCUAAAGAAGAAAAAAAAAUGUAUAAAAAGAUCCAUGGAGAAAAAUGAACCCUCCAAAUUUUAUGAGGCAAAUGAAGGAAUCUUAGAAAGGACGAAACUGAAGUUGAAGGAAAAGCUAGCCAAAAGGGGAAGACACACAUUUUUAGCGAACCUUUUGGGGAACAACAAAACUCUGUUUGGGGAAAACCCAGAUGAAGGGGACCCCAAUUUUAUGAAAAACAGGACAGCCGAUUCGACGUCGCAGGGUGGAAAUGCGGAAGGAAAAAAGUUAGACUUGAAACAUAAGAGGAAGUUAAUUUACCAGGCACUCGGGGGUGGAGGCGUGCAGGAGAAGCUGACGGAAGAGGAGAAGCAGGCGGAGGAGGAGAAGCAGGUGGAAGAGGAGAAGCGGAUGGAGGAGAUGAAGCAAUUAGAAGAGGUGAGGCAACUAGAGGACAUGAAGCUGUUGGAGGAGGUGAAACGAGCAGAGGAGAAAAAACGGAUGGAGGAGAGAAAACUGAUGGAGGAGAGGAAGCGGAUGGAGGAGAGGAAGCGGAUGGAGGAGAGGAAGCGGGUGGAGGAGAAGAAGCGGGCGGAAGAGAUGAAGCGUAUGGAAGAGGCGAAACGGAUGGUGGAGAUAAAGCGAUUAGAAGAGGUGAGGAAGUUGGAGGAGAAGAAGCGCGUGGAAGAGGAGAAGCGGUUGGAGGAGAAGAAGCGCUUGGAGGAGAGGAAGCGAUUAGAAGAGGUGAGGCAGUUAGAGGAGAAGAAGCGCGUGGAAGAGGAGAAGCGGUUGGAGGAGAAGAAGCGCUUGGAGGAGAGGAAGCGAUUAGAAGAGGUGAGGCAGUUAGAGGAGAAGAAGCGCGUGGAAGAGGAGAAGCGGAUGGAGGAGAGGAAGCGGGUGGAGGAGGCGAAACGGAUGGAGGAGGCGAAACGGAUGGAGGAGGCGAAACGGAUGGAGGAGGCGAAACGGAUGGAGGAGGCGAAACGGAUGGAGGAGGCGAAACGGAUGGAGGAGGCGAAACGGAUGGAGGAGACGAAACGGAUGGAGGAGGCGAAACGGAUGGAGGAGGCGAAACGGAUGGAGGAGACGAAACGGAUGGAGGAGGCGAAACGGAUGGAGGAGGCGAAACGGCUGGAAGAAAAGCGGCUAGCCCAGGUGAAAAGGAAGGUUGAGUUGAGGCGGCUGCAGGAAAAGAGGCCAAGUGAGGCGAAGCGGGGAGAGCAGCAAAUGGGGGGAGCAAAAGCGACGGAGUGGCAGGCUAAACCGGGAGCAGUGGAAAUAACCACGGGAGAGGAAGAUAAAAAAACGGAAAAGGCGCAACAAAAAAAGGACCUGUUUAGCAACAUUUUGAAACAAAUUUAUACAGUGACCCCGCUAGCCUACUACCGAAAGGAGGAUAAGGACAAAGGGGAGGAGAAACGUCGCGAGGGGGGAAAAGACAGCGACGAAAUGGAUGGAGAAGUGGGAAGAUCCCCAAUGGAGGUAGACAAGGAGAAGGAUACGGAGAGGAACAACCUACUUGGUGAAAAAAAUAAUUUAAUUAUCGAUGGAAGGGGAGAGCAUGGAGAGGAAGUAACCACGGCAUAUUAUAACACCGAUGUGGGGGGUGACCAAACGAGGGAGGAGAAACACCUGCCGAACCUUUCUUGCGCAAAGAACUACUCCAUUUUUGAGAAAAUGGAAAGGCAAAGGAAGAGGAGUUUUAGGGGGAAGACAGCCAUGAAUGGUCAUAGAGGCGGUUCCAAUAAACCUGGGAAGAGGGACUUGUCCAAAAAUGCCUACGUGAAUAAUUCUCUAAUAAUCAGCCAUGUGAUAAAUAGGGGGAAGGCUGAGGAGCAGCAUGUGCAGAGGGCCCAGGGGGGGGACUCCGCUGGGGAGCAGACGGAUGGUGAGGCCCCGCAUGGUGAGGAAGAAAAUCACUUCGACACGCGUGACGACCCGAUCCGCAUAACCAUACUAGAUGAGGAGAAAAAGAAAAAACUGCUAAAAAUGAGAAACCUAAACCUCAAGUAUAGCAACGUGCCUGAGGGGAAUCUAUGCAGUGUGGUAGGGGAAGGCAUGUCAGUCUCAAUGCCAAGUAAGGCAGACGACCUGUUUGACGUGGAUGAGGAGGAUUUCUUCGCGACAGAAACGGAGGACUCCUUUUUGAAAAUCGACGAUGAGGAAGCCAGCAUGGGAGACAUCAAAACGCACGUUUAUAGAGAACUGUAUGGUGGGCGAGGGUACGGGGGAGGAGGCAAAAGUAACUUAGGGUCUUCAUCUCUGUGGGAAGGUGAUUCCCCCCAAGGUGACAGUUCCCCCUUUUACUCGGCGGAGCUAAAAAAUUUGAGCAGCUACGAUUUGUACGCGAAGCAGAUAAGCACAGAUGAGGGCAUGUGGAGAAAUGCAAAACGGCUGUACCGAAAAAACGAAUCCGCUAGUAGGAGCAGUGAAGAGGUAGAACCGAAAGAUGACCUCUCGAAAAGCAGCCAAGAUGCCUACUUUGAUUUUGAAAAAAAAAAAAUUUUGGACAUUGAAGAGGAAUACAAAAGGUAUGCAAAUAGUAUCAGUGCCUUAUCCAGUGAUGAUUCGGUUUUUGCUCGGAGAAAAAUUUAUUACUUAGAUUCGUUGAGAAGUCACUACGAUGAUGGGAGUGACCCCUUCACUAACUACUCCUUCGAGAAGAUAGACACACACAAACGAAGUUACCACCGGGGGGGGAACUUGGCACCGGACGAACAGCAUAGCGGUAGUGACGAUGAGAUCCUUGCCAGGGUGAUGAGCAAUUUGAACGGCUUGAAUAAGAAGAUAAAGUCUAUAGAAAUGAGUUACCACGUUGGGAAUGGGCGGGGGCACAUGUCGGCGGGGGUGACGGAAAUCCUCCGGGGGAGGCGCUCCAGCAGGGUUCGCCACGUUGGCAGUGACUACCCUAGUGGGGACUACACUGGGGGGGGCUACUCUGAUGCCCACCAUGACGACCUUUCCUCGUUUUCCCUUUACCACAGCAAAACGCAGCCGCACAUAAACGCCUCGGAGAAUUUCCAAAGGGCGUACUCGCGGCAGUACAUCUGA
This is a messenger RNA of Plasmodium vivax (malaria parasite P. vivax), 7809 nucleotides long. RefSeq lists its product as hypothetical. NCBI's taxonomy places the organism in Eukaryota, Apicomplexa, Aconoidasida, Haemosporida, Plasmodiidae. Bases 1 to 7809 code for a protein of 2602 amino acids. The transcript has a single exon. The record is from RefSeq and is a predicted model, not a curated record.